Molecule: messenger RNA, 931 nt
Organism: Lindgomyces ingoldianus
Lineage: Eukaryota; Fungi; Ascomycota; Dothideomycetes; Pleosporales; Lindgomycetaceae
Exons: 2
Coding region: 121-867 (248 amino acids)
Cellular component (GO): nucleus; cytoplasm
Source: RefSeq, a predicted model, not a curated record
GAAUCCCUGAGUCUAGGCAAUUCAUCGGAUAGCUUCGUCCUUUGCAUGCAACUGCCCUGUCCAGAGCUCACAUCGUCUUCCCCUCCUCCAAAUUCCAGGAUAGUUCAGUAGACAUUCAACAUGCGUUAUCUCUGUCUCCAUGGCAUGGGCACAAAUGCCAACAUCUUCGAUUUUCAAACAGGACCCCUCCGCCACGCUCUUGGUACCCACGAUGAAUACCAGUUUUACGAGGGCGAUCACGACAUUGAGCCUGCCCCUGGCAUAUCCAACCUGUUCCCACAUGAAGCAACAAAAGCAUGGUACGCUCCAUCUCUAGGCUCCCACACCCAUUCCGAAGCCAAAGAGUUUAUCCGUGAGAUCAUCGAAACGGAGGGUCCAUUCGAUGCAUGCAUCGGAUUCUCCCAAGGUGCGGCUCUGCUCGCAAGUGUGAUCUUAGAUCAUCAAGAAGAAAAUCCGUUUGGCGAGGGGCUAUUCAAAUUCGCGGUCUUCAUCUGCGGGAGUAGUGGUUUGAGUGUUUCCACAACCACCUCGGGGGCUUCGACGCCAUUGCGUUCGGGUGCAAAUUCCCCCUUUUCGCAAUCCGCGACUUCUCUGACGUCUGAUGAUGGGGAGUGGAGCAAGAUUGAUCCUGUGCAGCUCAAGCUAGACGGGAAGAGGAUUCGCAUCCCGACAGCUCAUAUUUACGGUUCAAAAGAUGAUGCAUAUGAUGAGAGCCUACGGUUGCGGGAUAUGUGUGAGGAGAGCGGAGGUCGGAGGGUUGAGUUCGAUCACAGGGGAGGGCAUGAGAUUCCGAGGGAUCGGAAGACGACUAUGGAAAUGAUGAGGGUGGUGCAGAGGGUUAUUGGGAAGGUCAUGGCGAGUUGCUAAGUCGUUGGAAAUCCUUAUAUAGAUUAGAUCAUACUGUGUGGCAUAUUGUCAACGCUCAUGUUUG